This is a messenger RNA of Plasmodium malariae, 1131 nucleotides long. Its product is annotated as sun-family protein, putative. The coding region runs from base 1 to 1131 and encodes 376 amino acids. Gene Ontology annotation, biological process: rRNA base methylation; maturation of LSU-rRNA. Gene Ontology annotation, molecular function: rRNA (cytosine-C5-)-methyltransferase activity. NCBI's taxonomy places the organism in Eukaryota, Apicomplexa, Aconoidasida, Haemosporida, Plasmodiidae. Gene Ontology annotation, cellular component: nucleolus. The transcript is spliced from 2 exons. The record is from RefSeq and is a predicted model, not a curated record.
AUGAAUAGUACACGACUGCGUCACAUUGAAAAUGCAUUAAACAAUUUUAAUUUUAUAUCUCCUUUGGACAUUUAUAUGCGUUUAUAUUUUAAAAGCAACAACAUAAAGAACAAAGAUAAACCAUAUAUUUCAGAACAUGUUUACAAUAUAAUAAAGAACAAUACUCUCUUAGCUUAUUUAUCCUCCCCCAUUUCGCUAUAUACUAAUAUAAUUAAAACGUACUUUUCAUCGGACAGAUGGAAAUACGAAAUGAACAACGAAAAAAUACCUGCACAUGUAAGGUACUCUUUCCCAAAAGAAUUAUAUGACCAGUUAAUAAAUUGUUAUGGUGAAAAGAGAAGUAUUACUUUGAUGUCUAUUUUAAAUGAAAAGGCACCAGUUUUUUUAAGAGUGAACAGUAACAAAAUAUCAAGAAAUGAGUUGUAUAAAACUUUAAUAAGUAGAGGAAUAUCAGUUGAAAAAUGUGUGAAUUCCCCACAUGGACUGUUAUUAACAAAAAACGAAAUACUGAAAAAUAUUCAUGAAUAUAAAAAAGGGUAUUUUGAAAUUCAAGAUGAAGCAAGCCAAAUAGUUAGUUCGAAAAUACCAGUACAACCUGGUGAUAAAGUACUUGAUUAUUGUGCAGGAUCAGGUGGAAAAACAUUAGCUUUUUCCAUUUUUAUGGAAAAUACAGGUAAAAUAUAUUUACAUGAUAUACGAGAUAAGAUGUUAUCACAAGCAAAAAUUCGCCUAAGAAGAGCUGGAAUUCAGAAUUAUAUUCUUUUAAAUUCUAAUCAUAUUUUAUUAAAAAAAUUAUUUGGUUAUAUGGAUGUAGUAAUUGUUGAUGUGCCCUGUACAGGUACAGGUGCCUUAAGAAGAAACCCAGAAAUGAAAUAUAAAUUUACAAAUGAUAAAUUAUAUAAAUAUGUAGAUUUACAAAGACAGAUUUUUGAAAAAGCAUUGCUUUAUCUUAAAAAAAAUGGGAAAAUUGUAUAUAUUACAUGUAGUAUAUUAGAUGCUGAGAAUGUUCAUCAAGCUAAAUAUUUUUGUCAAAAGCAUAAUUUAUAUUUAUCUGAGCCACCAUUUCAUUCCUUACCUCAAUCAAAAUCAAUGGAUGGCUUCUUUAUGGCAGUUUUUGAAAGAAAGGAAUGA